Messenger RNA from Cylicostephanus goldi, 456 nucleotides. Lineage: Eukaryota; Metazoa; Nematoda; Chromadorea; Rhabditida; Strongylidae. The record is from the annotation of a GenBank genome assembly.
AUGUCUACAGCACCGCUCAUUGUUCUCGGGUGCACAAUGAUGCGAAAGUGCCAUUUAAAUACUUGUCCUGUUGGCAUUGCAACUCAGGCAACUUUGCUCGAGUUUGGCACUAUUCUGAAGAAUGUGCAUCACAUGUUCCCAAAUAUUUCAACUAAAAGUGGAAUGAUCAAACAGACUAUCGAACCUGGAGAGCUGGAGAAAGAAAUCCUCAAGUCGUUGCCGAAAGUUUUUGCUGAACCAGGCUGUCAUUUGGAGAUUAAAGAUAAAACGAUCACUAAUAUUGAUCGAGCGUUUUGUGCAAGGAUCAGUUACGAGAUUUCAAAACGCUAUGGUGAAGAGGGAUUGUCUGGCAAAAGGUCGAUAAAGAUCAAUUUGAAAGGAUCUGCUGGUCAGUCGUUGUGCGCAUUCCUCGCAAAAGGCGUUACCGUUGAGCUGGAAGGCGAUGCAAAUGACUAU